Molecule: messenger RNA, 1533 nt
Organism: Rhinocladiella mackenziei CBS 650.93
Lineage: Eukaryota; Fungi; Ascomycota; Eurotiomycetes; Chaetothyriales; Herpotrichiellaceae
Exons: 4
Coding region: 1-1533 (510 amino acids)
Biological process (GO): carboxylic acid transport; transmembrane transport
Cellular component (GO): plasma membrane
Molecular function (GO): carboxylic acid transmembrane transporter activity
Source: RefSeq, a predicted model, not a curated record
AUGGACACCAUGGACACCAUUGACCCAGCUCUGCCACCAAAGAACCAAGAACCCUCGAUCGAGAAAGCAGAAGUGACGGUAUCUACGGACGACGCAAUCAUCAGCCAUGCAGAGCCCCAGAAAACGUAUUAUAGUAAACAGUCGGUGUGGUUAAUGAUAUUGUUCUCUGGUCUCGCAAUCGGUUCUGAUGGAUAUAAUGCCGCCGUGAUCGGCAAUGUCGAACUCCUCCUGGCGAUCCUCUAUCCGGACGCCUUGACCGAUACCAUGUAUUCUCGGCUGUCUAAUGCUUUCCUCAUCGGCAUGAUCGUCGGCAUGCUCUUGUUCGGCCUCGUCGCCGACCAGCUUGGACGUAAAACCGGUGCUGUGGCCACCACAGUAUUACUGGUCUUGGGUAUUGCGCUCAGCACUGCCGCGAACGGGACCACGGACACGGGGCUCCUCUGGAUGCUUGUGAUUGCGCGAGGUGUCGCAGGAGUCGGGGCUGGAGGUGAAUAUCCCGUCAGUGGAGCGGGCGCCACUGAAGCAACCGAUGAAGGCAAACAGUAUCGGAAGAGGAGAGGCUUCAUGUUCGCCAUGCUGGCUGAUCUUUCAUCAUCUCUCGGAUAUGUCUGGGGUGGCCUUGUGCCACUGCUUCUGUUGCUGUGUGUCCAGCAAGAAGUCGCCCAUUACAACCUCGUGUGGCGAUUGAGUUUCGCUCUCGGUGUGAUCCCGCCCGUGUCGAUAUUCUGGUUUCGCAUCCGAAUGGCCGUCUCGACGGCAUACCGCAAAUCGGCCCUGCGAAAGCAGAAAGUCCCCUAUCUUCUCGCCGUGAGAAGAUACGGGCGAGCUUUGAUUGGCUGUUGCGCCACCUGGUUCUUGUACAACUAUAUCAGUGUUCCAUUUGGAAUCUUCUCCUCGACCAUCAUUUCCAGAGUCAACGCUUCGGAUUCUUUGGUGAAGAGUCUCGGGUGGGGAGUGGUCAUUAAUUGCUUUUACAUUCCGGGCCCGUUUCUCGGAGGAUAUCUUUCCGACAAAAUCGGAAGACGAAAGACCAUGGCCCUCGGUUUUGGGUUGCAGGCCGCCUUGGGCUUCAUCUUAGGAGGGGCCAACGAAAAGAUCCAAAAUGUUUUCCCGCUGUUUGUGGUGUUGUAUGGCCUUUUCUUGACGCUAGGUGAAGUUGGUCCAGGAAGUACGGUGGUCCUCACCGCUUCUGAGUGUUUUCCGACCUCGAUCCGGGGAUCGAUGAUGGGUUUUGUCUCGGCAUGGUCCAAAGCAGGCGCUGCCAUUGGAACCCAGGUCUUCACGGCGAUCCUCAAUUCGUACACCGAUUCCUCAAAAGGCGGCCAAACAGCUUUCUUGAUCGGUUCCGCAUUUGCCGUCGUCGGGGCAUUGAUCGCUCUUUUCGUGAUUCCGGACGUGAGUAGACGAUUAGACGACGAGGAUGAACCAUGGAAAUUGUACCUUGCCGAGCAUGGUUGGCAGGCUGAUUGGGGUGACCGUGUAUCCAAGGAUCCUCAAGGGGUGAUGAUGCACAAGGUUGUACCGGCUUCGUAG